Messenger RNA from Neltuma alba, 1245 nucleotides. Its product is annotated as WD repeat-containing protein VIP3-like. NCBI's taxonomy places the organism in Eukaryota, Viridiplantae, Streptophyta, Magnoliopsida, Fabales, Fabaceae. The record is from RefSeq and is a predicted model, not a curated record. The coding region runs from base 117 to 1082 and encodes 321 amino acids. Gene Ontology annotation, cellular component: Cdc73/Paf1 complex. The transcript has 2 exons. Gene Ontology annotation, molecular function: protein binding.
AGAGGAUAUGGUAGUACACUGCGAUCUUUCCCAGUUCUCUGCUUGUAUGAGUUACCGUGAAAGAUUCUAUUUGUUGUUUUUCUGAUUAGGGUUCUCACCGAUUCAGUUCCAGCGCAAUGAAAUUGGCAGCUCUGAAAUCUGUGGAUAAUGCGCAUGAUGAGUCCGUGUGGGCGGUCACGUGGGUUCCCGCCACAAGUUCUCGAUCUCCCCUUCUUCUCACUGGCUCGCUGGACGAGACUGUGAGGCUGUGGCGGUCCGAUGAUCUCGUCCCUGAGCGCACCAACACCGGCCACUGCCUCGGUGUUGCUUCUGUGGCAGCUCAUCCUCUCGGCUCAAUUGCUGCUUCCUCUUCCCUCGAUAGCUUUGUCAGGGUUUUCGAUGUCGAUUCCAAUGCCACUAUCGCUACUCUGGAAGCUCCUCCGUCUGAAGUGUGGCAAUUGAAAUUCGAUCCCAAGGGUUCCAUCCUGGCAGUUGCUGGUGGAAGUAGUGCUUCAGUCAAGCUUUGGGACACUUCCACAUGGGAGCUUGUUGCCACUCUAUCUAUUCCUCGUCCAGAAGGGCCCAAGCCAACUGACAGAAGCAGCAGUAAAAAGUUUGUCCUAUCAGUUGCAUGGAGCCCUGAUGGUAAACGGCUUGCUUGUGGCUCAAUGGAUGGCACCCUAUCUGUCUUUGACGUAGCUCGUGGCAAAUUUUUACAUCACCUUGAAGGCCACCACAUGCCGGUGCGUUCACUUGCAUAUUCGCCCUACGAUCCGAGGCUGCUGUUUACAGCUUCAGAUGAUGCACAUGUCCACAUGUAUGAUGCUGAUGGAGGAAGCCUAGUUUCAUCCAUGUCAGGUCACGCUAGCUGGGUACUAUGCCUAGAUGUUAGCCCAGACGGGUCGGCUGUUGCCACAGGUUCAAGCGAUAAAACUGUGAGACUCUGGGAUCUGAACAUGAGAGCUGCUGUGCAGACGAUGAGCAACCAUACAGACCAAGUGUGGGGAGUGGCAUUUAGGCCACCUGGAGGCAGUAAUGUUCGAGUUGGUCGGCUUGCCAGUGUAUCAGAUGAUAAGAGCAUAACGUUGUGUGAUUAUUCCUGAGGUCAGGUAGGCACUUAGAGACGUAUUCCCUGGAUUUGCAAUGUGUACUGAAAUGGUCGUUUUUAAGAAAAAUAGGCUUAGUUUUAUAUUAUGUACUGGAAAUUAUGAUCGAGUUUCUCUUUGCAUUUAUCUUGCUAUUAAAGAUAUUUAAAUUUAAGAUUGA